Molecule: messenger RNA, 1770 nt
Organism: Prosopis cineraria
Lineage: Eukaryota; Viridiplantae; Streptophyta; Magnoliopsida; Fabales; Fabaceae
Product: zinc finger protein GAI-ASSOCIATED FACTOR 1-like
Exons: 3
Coding region: 289-1695 (468 amino acids)
Cellular component (GO): nucleus
Molecular function (GO): DNA-binding transcription factor activity
Source: RefSeq, a predicted model, not a curated record
UUUUAACAAAGUGCAAAUCCAAAGCCUGGUUGUUGUAUUCUUGUGGCAGCAAGAAGUAUUGUCUAUUGGGGGCACACCAUAAAAGGAGGAGAGUUUCCUGGCAUUUGUCUUCCUCUAUUUGCACAAAUCCCAUCUGUUGGGUUUCAUUUUUCAUGGCUUUUUCAAGUAAUAACUUGUUUUGAGGGAGCAGGAAGAAGCUAGGAAACACUAGCCUUGCUGCUGGCUGAGAGAGGGAGAGAGAAAUCAAGGGAAGGGGAAGGAUUUUUACAUUAUUAGAUAGCUUCAUCAAUGUCAAACAUCACGAGCCGUGACAGUGGGAGUUUCUCCCCAGAGAAUACCAGAGAAGAUGCAGUUAUUAAACAGCAUCCUCAUCGUCAUCACUUUCACAGUUCGGGUUCUCUUACUUCAACCACCACUAACAGCAACGGUUCCAAUGCCAAUUCCCAGCUGCCUCCUCCUCCUCCUCCUCCUAAGAAGAAAAGAAGCCUCCCAGGAAAUCCUGAUCCAAGUGCUGAAGUGAUUGCUCUAUCACCGAACACCCUGAUGGCGAGAAACCGAUUCGUGUGUGAAAUCUGCAACAAAGGAUUCCAAAGGGAUCAGAACCUGCAAUUGCACCGGAGAGGCCAUAACCUGCCAUGGAAGCUUAAACAGAGGCCGACCACAGAGGUUCGAAAGCGUGUUUAUGUUUGUCCAGAGCCUUCGUGCGUCCACCAUAACCCAGCACGAGCACUGGGUGACCUUACUGGCAUUAAGAAACAUUUCUCAAGAAAACAUGGCGAGAAGAAAUGGAAGUGCGAAAAGUGCUCUAAGAGAUACGCAGUCCAAUCCGACUGGAAAGCCCAUUCUAAGAUCUGUGGCACUAGGGAAUACAAAUGUGACUGUGGCACCAUCUUCUCCAGAAGAGAUAGCUUUAUCACCCAUAGAGCUUUCUGUGACGCGUUGGCCGAGGAGAAUAAUAAAGCCAACAAUGAAGGACUGCUAGGGCCAAAAUUAUUGGGUCCAAAUUCAAACUCACAAGGUCAACAUCAAAUCCCAAGUCUCGUUUCUUCAAUGCCAAUCAACACCAACUUCAACCCACAAAACGGGACGCCCCACUUUGACCACCCCGAUGAAAUUAAGCAUCCAGUAUCUCUCCUUCAUCAGGAGCUCGUAGAAUUUCCAGCAAAGCCAUUCAACUGCAUGGCAGGAAGCGUAUUCGCAAGAAGCCACAGCUCCUGUCCAUCACUUCAACUGGGAUCAAAUAAUUCCCUGAGCAUGUUGGAAGAGAACGAGCACCAACCAGGCGGAUCAGUCCACAUGUCAGCCACGGCAUUGUUGCAGAAAGCAGCUCAAAUGGGAGCAACUAUAAGUAACGGUGCUAACAGCUCUUGCAUGGCACCCUCGUCAUUUGGGAAUAAUAAUGACCACCACCUGAGCAGUGGACAAUCUUUUAAUAUUCCAUCAUCUCAGUAUUUCAGCGGAAAUAAUAGCUUUGGGAUGAACAGUGUGGAUAUGUUCAAUGCUAUAUUGGACCAAAGCAAGGCGCUAUCGGAGAUGAUAGAGCAGAAUAGUCGAAGCAGUAAUAACAUGAACAACAACGGAGUUUUGCAUGGUGCCAGUAAAGGAGGUGGAGAUGUGUUGACUCUGGACUUGUUGGGGAUGGGAGGAGGGGGACGCGGUGCGCACGAUGCCUUUCUAUGGCGCCAAGCAGGCUGAAAAGGCUGCAACUUCUAUAGGCCACGCAGGCUUUGAAUCAUUUGGAUUAACUUUUAUAUUCACUUUAGUCCUCCA